AGAAAAUAGCGAUUCUUAUACAUCUAACUCGUAAUGGUGUAAUUUCAACGACCCCCAAAGCUCCCAAAAUUACUAGAUCUACUUUUGAAUCCCUAGAAUAGCCUUUUUUCAUUUUCUCAAAACAAGUGCAUAGGGAAGAUCAGGGCUGAAAUCUGUGUGGACGCAUCUACUAACUAUUUCCCCACAUCAAAAGAAUCUUCUAUACAACCAUUAAUGUGUUUUAAAACUAAUCUGCCCGGCUGCCCGGCUCGGUGUCAAUAAUCUUGGGCACGUUGGCUCUGUGAUCUAAGAUUUGACCUUAGAUUGUUCCAUGCGUGCCAGCAAGAAAAUGGGCCGCAUUUAGCCCUGGGGGAGGUAGAUUUCUCUUGAAGCACUACUGUAAUGAAGGUUGUUCCCAACGGCCCAAUGAAUUAAAUUAGCAUUGGCAGAUUAAGGGCUUGAAAACCAGUCUCAUGGAUCCACGAGUGAAACCAUCGUUAAUCCGGUUAUCGGAAGAUGCGCGAGAUUAUCACCUAACACCACGGGUGCCGGAAAUUGACCAUAUCACAUGCACGGAAUUCCUUCGUCAAUAUGUUGGACCGAAUCAGCCCGUACUCAUUAAGCAUGCCAUAGACCAUUGGCCCGCACGGAAUCGCUGGACAUCGGAUUACCUUAAGUCUCAGAUGCAAGAUCGUGCGAUUGGUGUGGCACUCACGCCCGAUGGAUAUGCGGAUGCGCCCAAGGACGGGCUAUUUGUCAUGCCGCACGAGCAAGAUAUGAUCAUGGCGGAUUUCUUGGACGCUCUCGAUCAUCCUCAGGAUGGGAUCAUCCAUUACAUCCAACGCCAAAACUCGAAUCUAACCCGCGAGUUUGAGCCUUUGAGACAGGACGUGUUGGAACUCGAUUGGGCCUCGGCUGCCUUUGAGUCCGAUCCUGAUGCCAUUAACUUCUGGAUGGGUGACGAACGGGCGGUCACAUCAACGCAUAAAGAUCCGUACGACAAUAUCUAUUGUGUGGUCCAGGGCCACAAGGAUAUUAUUCUUCACCCGCCGUGUGAUUUGCCCUGGAUGGAUUACCGACUCUACCAGCCCGCUAUCCAUGUCAAGACCCGUUCAGGUUUCACGGUCCAAUCGUUGACUCAUACUCCACCCAUCCCGUGGAUUGCCGUGGACCCGCUCGACCUACGAACUCAAUCCGAAGAUUACCGCCAGUUGGCCCACCCCAUGCACGUCCGCGUGGAAGCCGGAGAUGCCUUGUACCUACCCAGUUUAUGGUUUCAUCACUUACGACAAAGUCAUGGGUGCAUGGCCGUGAAUUUCUGGUACGAUAUGAAGUUCGAUGCCAAAUUCACCUAUUUCAAUCUGCUUCAAAAUCUCUGCUUUCCGGAUGUCUUCCAAUUGGAAUCGGACACCUCAACUUGACUCACCAGAUGUGAUUCAAUUCAUCAAUAUAUUUGAAUAUCAGA
Molecule: messenger RNA, 1444 nt
Organism: Tigriopus californicus
Lineage: Eukaryota; Metazoa; Arthropoda; Copepoda; Harpacticoida; Harpacticidae
Gene: JMJD7
Product: bifunctional peptidase and (3S)-lysyl hydroxylase Jmjd7-like
Exons: 4
Coding region: 453-1400 (315 amino acids)
Molecular function (GO): 2-oxoglutarate-dependent dioxygenase activity
Source: RefSeq, a predicted model, not a curated record